Messenger RNA from Urocitellus parryii (Arctic ground squirrel), 5301 nucleotides. RefSeq names its product fms related receptor tyrosine kinase 1 (gene Flt1). Gene Ontology annotation, biological process: vascular endothelial growth factor receptor signaling pathway; positive regulation of kinase activity; protein phosphorylation. The record is from RefSeq and is a predicted model, not a curated record. Gene Ontology annotation, cellular component: plasma membrane; signaling receptor complex. Gene Ontology annotation, molecular function: growth factor binding; ATP binding; vascular endothelial growth factor receptor activity. NCBI's taxonomy places the organism in Eukaryota, Metazoa, Chordata, Mammalia, Rodentia, Sciuridae.
CCGGGGCCACCCACCCUGGGCGGCCCCCGCCCCUCUUCCGAGCUGUAGGGAAGCGAGCUCGGGAGGAAGAAGAGGGUCCGCAGGAGGCUCGGAGCGCGCCAGGCGGACACUCCUCGCGGCUCCUCCCUGGCGGCGGCGGCGGCGGCGGCGGCUCGGAGCGGGCUCCGGGGCUCGAGCGCAGCGGCUGACGGGCGCCGGACAGCGAGGAUUACCCGAGAAGUGGUUGUCUCCUGGCGGGAGCCGCGGAGAGGGGCUCUCGUGGAGCAAGGCAGGAGCGCCGGGCCGGCAGCCGCGGAGCACCAGAGGAGGACCGGCUCAGGCGGUCGAGUCGUCGGCCGCGGGGAGCGCGGGCACAGGGCGAACAGGCCGCGUCGCGCUCACCAUGGUCAGCUGCUGGGACACCGGGGUCCUGCUGUGCGCGCUGCUCGGCUGUCUGCUUCUAACAGGGUCUAGUUCGGGUUCAAAAUUAAAAGGUCCUGAGCUGAGUUUAAAAGGCACCCAGCACGUCAUGCAAGCAGGCCAGACACUGUAUCUCAAAUGCAGGGGGGACUCACCCCAUUCAUGGUCUUUGCCUAAAAUUGUGAGUAAGGAAAGCAAAAGACUGAGCAUAACUAAAUCUGCCUGUGGAAAGAAUGGCCAACAAUUCUGCAGUACUCUGACCUUGAACAUGGCUCAAGCAAACCACACUGGCUUCUACAGCUGCAAAUAUCUACCUAUAUCUAGUUCAAAGAAGAAGAAAGCAGAAUCUACAAUCUAUAUAUUUAUUAGUGAUAUAGGUAGACCUUUCAUAGAAAUGUACAGUGAAAUACCUAAAGUUGUAUAUAUGAAGGAAGGAAGGCAGCUUGUCAUUCCCUGCCGGGUUACAUCGCCUAACAUCACUGUUACCCUAAAAAAGUUUCCAUUUGAUACUCUGAUCCCUGAUGGAAAAAGAAUAACUUGGGACAGUAGGAAGGGCUUUAUAAUAUCAAAUGCAACAUACAGAGAAAUAGGACUUCUGACCUGUGAAGCAACAGUCAAUGGACAUUUGUAUAAAACAAACUAUCUCACACAUCGGCAAACCAAUACAAUCACAGAUGUCCAAAUAAGCACACCAAGCCCAGUGAAAUUACUUAGUGGUCACACCCUCACCCUCAACUGUACUGCUACCACUGCACUGAACACAAGAGUUCAAAUGACCUGGAGUUACCCUGAUAAAACAACUAAGAGAGCUUCUGUAAGGCAACGAAUUGACCAAAGCAAUUCCCAUGCAAAUGUGUUCUACAGUGUUCUUAUUAUUCACAAAGUGCAAAACAAAGACAAAGGACUUUAUACUUGUCACGUGAAGAGUGGACCAUCAUUCAAAUCUGUUAACACCUCAGUGCAUAUAUUUGAAAAAGCGUUCAUCACUGUGAAACAUCGGAAACAACAGGUGCAUGAAACCAUAGCAGGCAAGCGGUCCUACAGGCUCUCCAUGAAAGUGAAGGCAUUUCCCUCACCAGAAGUUGUAUGGCUAAAAGAUGGGUCACCUGCAACGGAGAUAUCUGCUCGAUAUUUGGUUCAUGGCUAUUCUUUAAUUAUCAAAGACGUAACUGCAGAGGAUGCAGGGGAUUAUACAAUCUUGCUGGGCAUAAGGCAGUCAAAUGUGUUUAAAAACCUCACUGCCACUCUAAUUGUAAAUGUGAAACCCCAGAUUUACGAAAAGGCAGUGUCAUCAUUUCCAGACCCAACUCUCUACCCACUGGGCAGCAGACAAAUCCUGACUUGUACCGCCUAUGGAAUCCCUCAACCUGUAAUCACAUGGUCCUGGAGCCCCUGUAACCAUAAUCAUUCCAAAGCAAGGUAUGACUUUUGUUCCAAUAAUGAAGAAUCCUUUAUCCUGGAUCCUGAAAGCAACAUAGGAAACAGAAUUGAGAGCAUCACUCAGCGUACAGCAGUAAUAGAAGGAAAGAACAAGACGGCUAGCACCUUAGUUGUGGCUGACUCUAGAAUUUCUGGAAUCUAUAGUUGCAUGGCAUCCAAUAAAAUAGGGACUGUGGAAAGAAACAUAAGCUUUUAUAUCACAGAUGUGCCAAAUGGGUUUCAUGUUAACUUGGAAAAAAUGCCUACAGAAGGAGAGGACCUGAAACUGUCUUGYACAGUUAAUAAAUUCUUAUACAGAGAUAUUACUUGGAUUUUGUUGCGCACAGUAAACAACAGAACAAUGCAUCACAGUAUCAGCAAGCAAAAAAUGGCCAUCACUAAAGAGUACUCUAUUACUCUUAACCUUAUCAUCAAGAAUGUAUCUCUGGAAGAUUCGGGCACCUAUGCCUGCAGAGCCAGGAACGUAUACACAGGGGAAGAAAUCCUUCAGAAGACAGAAGUUAUUAUUAGAGAUCAGGAAGCGCCACACCUUCUGCGAAACCUCAGUGAUCACACGGUAGCCAUCAGCAGCUCUACCACUUUAGACUGUCAAGCUCACGGUGUCCCAGAGCCUCAGAUCACUUGGUUUAAAAACAACCACAAAAUACAACAAGAACCUGGAAUUAUUUUAGGACCGGGAAACAGCACACUGUUUAUUGAAAGAGUCACAGAGGAGGAUGAAGGUGUCUAUCAGUGCAAAGCCACCAACCAGAAGGGUGCCACAGAAAGCUCAGCAUACCUCACCGUGCAAGGAACCUCAGACAAGUCUAAUCUGGAGCUGAUCACUUUGACAUGUACCUGUGUGGCUGCGACCCUCUUCUGGCUCUUGUUAACUCUCUUUAUCCGAAAGCUGAAAAGGUCRUCUUCCCAAAUAAAAACUGACUAUCUAUCAAUUAUAAUGGACCCAGAUGAAGUUCCCCUGGAUGAGCAGUGUGAGCGGCUCCCCUACGAUGCCAGCAAGUGGGAGUUUGCCCGGGAGAGACUUAAAUUGGGCAAAUCGCUUGGAAGAGGGGCUUUUGGGAAAGUGGUUCAAGCAUCUGCAUUUGGCAUUAAGAAAUCACCCACCUGCCGGACUGUGGCUGUGAAGAUGCUGAAAGAGGGGGCCACAGCCAGUGAAUACAAAGCUCUGAUGACUGAGCUCAAGAUCUUGACCCACAUUGGCCACCAUCUGAACGUGGUUAACCUGCUGGGAGCCUGCACCAAGCAAGGAGGGCCUCUGAUGGUUAUUGUUGAAUACUGCAAAUAUGGAAAUUUAUCCAACUACCUCAAGAGCAAACGUGACUUAUUCUUUCUCAACAAGGAUGCAGCAUUGCACAUGGAGCCUAAGAAAGAAAAAAUGGAACCAGGCAUGGAGCAGGACAAGAAACCCAGACUAGAUAGUGUCACCAGCAGUGAGAGCUUUGCGAGCUCUGGAUUUCAGGAAGAUAAAAGUCUGAGUGAUGUUGAGGAAGAGGAGGAUUCUGAUGAUUUCUACAAGCAGCCCAUCACUAUGGAGGAUCUGAUUUCUUACAGUUUUCAAGUGGCCAGAGGCAUGGAGUUUUUGUCUUCCAGGAAGUGCAUUCAUCGAGACCUGGCUGCGCGAAACAUUCUUUUAUCUGAGAACAACGUGGUGAAGAUUUGUGAUUUUGGCCUUGCCCGGGAUAUUUAUAAGAAUCCUGAUUAUGUGAGAAAAGGAGAUACUCGACUUCCUCUGAAAUGGAUGGCUCCCGAAUCCAUCUUUGACAAAAUCUACAGCACCAAGAGUGACGUGUGGUCUUAUGGAGUGUUGCUGUGGGAAAUCUUCUCCCUGGGUGGGUCUCCAUACCCAGGAGUACAAAUGGAUGAGGACUUCUGCAGUCGCCUGAAAGAAGGCAUGAGGAUGAGGGCCCCUGAGUACGCAACUCCUGAAAUCUACCAGAUCAUGUUGGACUGCUGGCACAAAGACCCAAAAGAAAGGCCACGAUUUGCAGAACUUGUGGAAAAACUGGGUGAUUUGCUUCAAGCCAAUGUACAACAGGAUGGUAAAGACUAUAUCCCACUCAAUGCCAUACUGACAGGAAACAGUGGCUUUACCUACUCAACUCCUACCUUCUCUGAGGAUUUUUUCAAGGACAGUAUUUCAACCCCGAAGUUUAAUUCAGGAAGCUCUGAUGAUGUCAGAUAUGUAAAUGCUUUCAAAUUCUUGAGUCUGGAAAGAAUCAAAACCUUUGAAGAAYUUUCACCAAAUACCACCUCCAUGUUUGAUGACUAUCAGUUGGACAGUAGCACUCUGCUGACCUCCCCUUUGCUGAAACGCUUCACCUGGACUGACAGCAAACCCAAGGCCUCACUAAAGAUUGACUUGAGAGUAACCAGUAAAAGUAAGGAAUCAGGGCUUUCCGAUGUCACCAAGCCUGGCUUCUUCCUGUCCAGCUGCGGACAUAUCAGAUCUGCGCAUGACAACUCAGAGCUGGGAAAGGAGGAUUUGUGCUGCUCUCCACCCCCAGACUACAACUCCGUGGUGUUAUACUCCACCCCGCCUGCUUAAUGCAUGACACAACCUUCUUUCUAGAAGCACAAGUGUACCUGCAUUCUCAGAAAACUAGCUUUUGCCAGUAUUAUGCAUAUAUGAGUUUACACCUUUACCUUUCCACAGGAGCCAGCUGCUUUUUGUGACUUUUAAUAGUGCCUUUUUUUUUUUUUUUUUUUUUUUUUUACUAACAAGAAUGUAACCCCAGAUAGAGAAUAGUGACAAGAACACUACUACUCAGUCCUCAUGUUACUCCUAUUAGAGAAACCCUUUCUAAGCCCAAUGACUUACCUGCUCCAGUCCCUGAAGCCUUAAGGCACACAAAACAAGAGGACUCCAGGAGAUCACUGGACUCUACUAGGUCAGCCCUUUACUGGAGGGAUCGUGCGCUGACCUAAGCAGUGUCUCAGAAGACCUCUAGCAGGCCUAAGACAUGUAAGAAAGAGAGGGAAGAAUGGGAAAAAGAGGGGAGAUGAGAGAGAAAACAAGACUAAGCAUAAGACAGAUUUUUGAGAUGCAUCAUAUCAGGAGGGAGUAGGAGAGGGCAUCUGCAAUGCCGCUUCCGUGGCUUCCCAGCCCUGACCAGUGGACUUUCAAGACACUAGCCAGGAGCACACAGGACAGAGAGGAAGGGACAUUUCCUGGAUUCUGGGAGACAAGGACAAUUUUUUUUUAUUAAAGCAAAUCUUAAGACUUUACCUAUAGGACUGGUUCUAUAGCCAUUCCUAUGAGUGGAUGUUUUGAUUUAUCGAAUUAAGGGUGGCACUCAACUGUCAGCUCAUACUAUCAGCCUCUCUAGUGAAAUACACUGAGAACUUUCCAGAGCUAGUUUGGCUCCAGAGCAUGACGGCCUGGCACUUAGCAUGUUGCUCAUGGGAAGCUAAGUAGCUAAGUGGUCUGUUGGUCUGUUAGGAAUGUCUACUAUUGGGCUCAAA